Messenger RNA from Lathyrus sativus (Indian pea), 522 nucleotides. The record is from the annotation of a GenBank genome assembly. Lineage: Eukaryota; Viridiplantae; Streptophyta; Magnoliopsida; Fabales; Fabaceae.
AUGGUUGGUAUUCCACUAUUUACUAUUGAUGAUGGCAUUCCAGCUUGCGGUUUGGAAAGCCGAGCUAAUGCUGAUGCACAACAACAACCUGCAGAAAAUCGAAGCCUGAUUAGUGUUGAUGACAUUUUGGGUUCAGUUUUUGAGACAACACAUCAUGUAGGAAGAAUUUCUGUUUCAGCACCUUCUAACAUGCCAUACAAAGAAAUGGCUCUCCAUUGUGAGGCCCUCCUCGCGGGAAAGCAACAAAAUAUUUCCACUUUCAUGGGUGCCAAUUCAUUACAUGGCUAUUCAUUCAGGAUUUUUGCUCCUACUAAUUACAACCAUGAAAAGGACAAACCCACAAAUUCCAAUGUUCAACAGAGUUUACCUUUGGUGAAUGGAAAUUCAUUCUUGGAUUCACCCAACACAUUGCCAGAGACUGUUCCAAGCCUUCGUGCCACAUCAUAUCAGCAAGAGGAUGCCUUCUUUCAACUGCCAGCAUCCCGCCCAUAUGUCAACUUCUUGAAGGCUGCUGGUUGCUGA